AUGAAUGGGCUCUGGGGCGUGUCUCUGCAAAUAUCAGGGCUCAGAUGUUAUUCCUGGAAGGUAGUGCUGACCUUGGAGUCUCUCCAGUAUACCACGGGCAUGGGAUUGGUCUGUGGGCCUAAUGGGGCGUUGCUGGUUCUUCAGCCCUUUUCACCGAUGUGGAUAGGUCCACCUGACUCUAGCUAUCUCCGCAGGGCCUGCUUUAGCUGCCAUUGUACAAACAUCGCACCAGACGAGCCCCGAACCCCUGCUGUCCAAAGGCCUGCCUGUGUUGUAGAUAUAGGGGAGGACGAAGUAGGUGGGCCCGUCCCGAGCUAUCCCCCAAAUCCUCGAUAUAAGAUUAGCACCACAGCGUCCGGUGACUUGGUCGAAGAAGACGAUCCUCCGCUCUAUGAUCUGUAUCGAUGCAACGAAUACAUGUACGGCAAACCUAUCUUCGCAGAUUGUGAUGACGCCUAUGACGAAAUGGAACGGUACCAGAACGCUUGGGAAGCUGCGCAGCCUGCUGACAAGGUAAAUUAUCGUCCGGCUACUUUUGUGGGUAUUGGCCGGCUGGCAGAUUUCAAUAGUGUGUACGGCGCGAACUAUGACCCCGAACUCGUCCAACUUCCAGUGGCUCGGACAAACGGCACAUGCACUAUCACUAUCAUGCAACUCGAAAGACGACAUAUGCCUAUUUUUGCAACAGAAGAUUGGGACACUCUGCUCGUAAACAUGCAGGAUGUUAUGUUCAACUGUGUUGAAGACCAAGGUAUCGGAGGAUGGGUAGAAACCGGUAAAUCGCGUUACAUAUUCGAAAGAUUUGUCUGGCUAAACAUUACCCAGGCGACCUUGGAACUGGUGAAGACGCCUCACUGGGGGUCUUCGUCUAUGGUCCCAACUCCCGAUUCCAGCAACUCCUCGACAUCAAAUUCGCUUGUACGACCGACGCCGAGGGAAAACGCGGAAUGUCAAGAUACUGACGACGACGACGACGGGGCCGACGACCAACGGCCAUCCAAGACACAAAAGACGGGCGAAUGGGCGCCCGAAGGCCAAGGGGACGCCGGACAAGGCGGAUCGAGUGACCCCCAACCUCCCGCCACGCAACAAUGCGAAGUGCCUUGCUCCCACCCAUCCGACUGCGACACAACCAACAACUACCUCUGCACUUCGAGCUCCCCCCUCCCCGACGACCCGCCCAUCGACCCAUCCUUCCGAGCCUUCUGCUGCCAAUUAGUGACGGAGCUUAGCGAUUCCAUUGCCGCCAGCCAAGCGCUUGGACCCAACACCUGUCGCGAUCGCUGUCUCCUCGCCAACACCACGGCUAACGCGACCACUUGGACGAACGGCACCACUUGGACGAACACCACGUUGGAAAUCCUUGCCGUGCCUGAUCAGUCAUACCCGGGUUUAGCGCUUGAGUGUCCGUGUAAUUGCAAUUAUGUAUCGCCUGCGUGCUGUCUUUCGAUCGACGGUGUUGUGUUCGAAGAUCCGAGCGAGAAGAGUCCACUGGGGGUACAGGCGCCGAAUAGAACCGUGUGCUGUGAUGGAAUGACCGGGGGUUGGAGGAAGGCGGCUGUGGUAAGGGAUGGUUAUGCUGGGGAUCCGGCGUGCCCGAGUACCCCUAGUGGGGUGACUGAGCUGGAGUUGACCAACGCGUGA
Letharia columbiana is the source of this 1644-nucleotide messenger RNA. RefSeq lists its product as uncharacterized. Bases 1 to 1644 code for a protein of 547 amino acids. Lineage: Eukaryota; Fungi; Ascomycota; Lecanoromycetes; Lecanorales; Parmeliaceae. The record is from RefSeq and is a predicted model, not a curated record. The transcript has 2 exons.